Messenger RNA from Ziziphus jujuba (common jujube), 1449 nucleotides. Its product is annotated as transcription factor MYB1. The coding region runs from base 27 to 944 and encodes 305 amino acids. The transcript is spliced from 3 exons. The record is from RefSeq and is a predicted model, not a curated record. Lineage: Eukaryota; Viridiplantae; Streptophyta; Magnoliopsida; Rosales; Rhamnaceae.
AGCAAGUGACCAGUGAGUCAGCAGAUAUGGGUAGGAAACCUUGUUGUUCCAAGGAAGCAGGGUUGAACAGGGGAGCAUGGUCCUCCAUGGAAGACCAAAUACUCACUGAAUAUAUUAAGCUUCACGGUGAAGGAAAAUGGAGAGGCCUUCCUCAAAGAGCAGGGUUGAGGAGAUGUGGGAAGAGUUGCAGGCUACGGUGGCUAAAUUAUCUAAGACCCACUAUUAAGAGAGGAAAUAUCACUCCAGAGGAGGAGGAUCUCAUUAUUAGGCUUCAUUCACUCUUGGGAAACAGGUGGGCUUUGAUAGCAGGAAGGCUUCCAGGGCGAACAGACAAUGAAAUAAAGAACUACUGGCACACCAAAAUUGCCAAAACAACUAAAGCUCAACAAAUACCAAAUGUCACAACCAAUCAACCAAUUUCUGAAGCAGCACAGCUCCAUUCUACUGAGGCUAUAAAGCCAAGAGUGGUUCGAACCAAGGCAACCAGGUGCACCAAAGCAGUCAUCAUCCCAUUUCUUGCACAAGAUGGUCUUGUUCACAACAAUGAACCAGCUGCUGCUGUGGCUGCUGGACCUACCACCUCGCGCAGCUCCAUGGUUGAUCAUGAUGAUGAAUAUGGGAAAACUAGUGCUGGAACCGAGAGUUUAUUAUCCCCAUUGAUGAUGAUCUCGGAGAAAGAGAACGAGAUGUCCUGCAGUUUCAUAAGAGACUUUGACUUUGAGUUGGAAGAGCAUUUGCUGUCAGAUUUCUUCAAUGAGGAUUUGGUAGGCUUUCCAUCUGAUUUUGAAAACAGGGUUGAAAUAAACGAUGCAUCCAGAAAAUCUGAAGAAAAACUCUUACUUACCUCAGAAGAUGAAUUGCUGGAUUGCUCGGAUUUGCAAACCAUGGCUGCCCUCAUUGACUCUGACUUGGAUUGGCUCCAAGUUUUAAGCAAAACAUUGUAGUCUAUUUCAUUCCCAUGCCAUAUAAAACCAUGAUGUCCUAGUCAACCGUUGUAACAUAGAUGGAUAAAAAGAAGAAAAAUGCAGAUUUUGCCCUCUUCAAGAGUUCCAUGUGUAAUUUAGAGAGGCAUAUGUAUGUAAAAAUGGCAAAGCAUGCAUCUAUCUCUGUAUUAUAUGUUUGUUUGUGCAAAUUUGAACACUCGCAACGCAAGCGCACGAGUCUACUGGAAUAUAAGAUUGCUAGAGAAUUUAAUCAAAUUCAAUUUAUUUAAUUCUACUUUAGUUUAAAUAACAUUUGGUAGCUUAGAGAAAAAUUAACAAAAUUAAUGAUAGAAAACAAUUACAACUACUAAAAUCAACUCUAAAAUUCAAGUGUUUAAGGUUUCAGAAUCUACCAGUAUUUAAUUUAGCAAUUCUCAAACUAUUGAUUAAUUCCCACUGUUAGAAUGACUAACUUAAAAUCAAUCUAUGUCAUCUCAUGGAUAUAACAAUAUAAUACAGAUUAAAU